Messenger RNA from Paramecium sonneborni, 1458 nucleotides. Lineage: Eukaryota; Ciliophora; Oligohymenophorea; Peniculida; Parameciidae. The record is from the annotation of a GenBank genome assembly.
AUGUUGAACAUUUUACGAACAGCUGAUUUUUUUGGAGCUCCUUUUGUUUAAUAAAUAGAUCCAAAGUAAUCGAUUUAUAAAAGUGCUUUCGGAGGAUUAGUUACUUUACUAAUAUGUUCUGCAAGUUUGGGAUACGCUAUUUGGGUGCUUUAUUAAUGGUAAAAUAAUUAAUUAAGCCCCAAAAUUUCUAAUUCUAUGUAUGUAUCUGACUUUUCUUUAUUGGAUUUAAAUUAUGAUGCUAUUAAACUUUAUUAUUGGAGAUUUGGUGAAAACUAAAUAGAUCCUUUUGAAUCUAAAAUUUUAUUACCAUUAGUCAUGUACACUACCAAUUUCAGUUUUACUGAGCUUUAACCUAUCAAUGUGUCAAAUCAAACUAGUUUUGACGAAUCAAAAUUUUAUAUACCUAGGAUGAGUUUAGCUUUUUAAAAUAUUAGUGGUGAAAUAUUUACUACAUCUGAAAUGUAUAUAUAGAUAGUAAGAUGUUAAGAAAUUUAUCUAAAAGAAAAUGAAAAAUGUGCUUCAGAUGAAUUAACAGAGUAAUUUUUUUAAUAACCUUUAAAUACAAUAAUUGUUUAAGUACAUUAUAAAUAAUUAAAUUCUCGAGAUGGAUCAGAACAAAAUAGCUUACAAGAGUUUUAUAUAUAAAUAGAAAAAUAAAAUUGUUAUACAUUAAACACAUUUCUAUAAAGUAAUUUUUAUGAAGUCCAAGAUUCUUUUUUAUUUGGAUUUUCUAGAAAUCUUGAAUAUAUUAAUGGAGCCUUUAUACAGCCCUAAACAAAUUCACUUGAGUUUUGUAAACAGGCAUAUGGAAAUGAUGUUUUAGGUCUAAUCUACAUUGUUAUGAAAGGAAAUUAAAUUAAGACGAUUUUUGAAUAUCCACAUGCAGGCGAUCUUUUAGCUAAUAUUGGUUCAAUAGUAUCAGUUCUUUUCAUGAUUAAACAUGUCAUUAUCAUUUUCAAUGAAUACUAUCUUAAUAAGAAGAUAUUAAAUGAACUAAUCUAAUUUUAUUAUCCUGAAUUCAAAAAUAUCAUUAUAAAAAGAAAUUGGAGAUUUAAAAUGGUAAAAGUACUUUUAAAUUCAUAUGAAGUAGAUGUCAAAGAAUUUAAACUAUUUUAUAAGAAAGUUUAAACUUAAAUGCAAACAAAAUUGAGCUACUUAAAUUUAUUAUAUGAAAUGUCAAGAAUUUACUUUAUUAUCAGAUCAUUUAAAUACAGAUAAGAACUCAAAAAGGCUCAUUAAAUUGGAAUAAAAAUUAAUCUUUCUUAACCGAAAGAAUUUAUUGAUUCCGGUCCUAAUUCUAAUUGGACGAAUAGAGUAUCAUCAACAAUAUCAUACCUAAAUGAUGAAGAUGCAGAUUUGUUAUCUCUUUCUAAUAAAACUUUAGAGCAGAAUCAACUUUAAAUUCCAGAUGAAAUUUGUUUAGAAAAUGAUUUUUAUGAAUCUAAUAAAGUUCUAUGA